Messenger RNA from Alnus glutinosa, 872 nucleotides. Its product is annotated as ethylene-responsive transcription factor 2-like. The record is from RefSeq and is a predicted model, not a curated record. Gene Ontology annotation, molecular function: DNA binding; DNA-binding transcription factor activity. Gene Ontology annotation, biological process: ethylene-activated signaling pathway; regulation of DNA-templated transcription. The transcript has a single exon. NCBI's taxonomy places the organism in Eukaryota, Viridiplantae, Streptophyta, Magnoliopsida, Fagales, Betulaceae. Bases 57 to 791 code for a protein of 244 amino acids.
UCUUCCUCUUUUAUUACACCAAAACUCAACCUUUUUAGGCCUGAAACCACACAAACAUGAACGGAGCUACCUUGGGUGAGUUUAGUUUUCCUCAUCUUAGUCAUCGAAGCUCAGGCUUGGGCGGUCUCUUCCCUUGCUUAACUGAGCAGUGGGGAGACUUGCCGUUCCAAGUUAACGACUCUGAGGACAUGAUUGUCUACAAUUACCUACGUGAUGCCGUUAGUUUCGGCUGGUCUCCGUUAGAUUUAACGGCGACCAACAUUAAGGAGGAGCCAGGAGACUUGUUUGGGCUGGCUCCGAUUACGGGAGCCGAGCCGAUGAGAUUGGCUCAACGAGAUGCUGUGUCUGAGAAAUCAAGGAAGCACUUUCAGAACGGUGACCAAAAAGUGAUCACGACGCAUUACAGAGGAGUGAGGCGAAGGCCGUGGGGAAAGUUCGCGGCUGAGAUACGGGACCCGGCUAAGAACGGCGCGAGAGUGUGGCUUGGCACGUACGAGACAGGCGAGGAAGCUGCGGUGGCUUAUGACCGAGCGGCUUAUAGGAUGCGCGGCUCCAAGGCUUUGCUUAAUUUUCCAAACCGGAUUGGGUCGGGCGAACCCGAUCCAGUGAGGAUCACGGCCAAGCGCCGAGAGCCUGAGCCGGCCUGGGAUGGCGGCUCCUCCAAGAGGCCGAAAGGCUUGGCGGCUAAGGAAGCCCAGUUGGAAAUGGCGAGAGACUUGAAUCUGUUUCAGCUGGAACAACAUAUGGGUGGCCGCCCCCUUCCAAUUUCUGAGCAAUUAUUGGUUAAUUAACUUAAGAAUUGGAAUCUCCUACAUGGAAAAAAAUAAAAUAAAAUAAAAAAUCAGGGACUUGUUUGGUCGGUUAUGUACAAA